CCGUAUAUAAGGGCAGCUCUCAAAGUCGGUGUCGUUUGAAGCCUUUCUGGACAUCCAGCGAGGAAUACCAGAUUUCUUUCAGCUUCGCAAGAGAGAAGUGAGUGCUGAUAUGAAGAUCGCCUUGAUUUCAAUUUUCCUCGUCGCAAGCGCUGUCCUCAGCGUGUCCGCGACGUCGCCGCCCCAGUGCGCCGGCAUAACGUGUGACCCGUCGACGUGCGAGGUGGUGGAUUGUCGCUGCGGAAGCUACAAGGGCUACUGUGGUUGCUGCGACUACUGCCACUCGUGCCCCAACGAAGAAUGCACCGCCCUGUUUCGGGACACCUGCACGGAGGGCUACCGCUGCGUUCUGGACGAUGCCGAGCGAAGCUUUGAGCACGGCGGCACGGGACACUGCAGGGCUAACUGAGGAUAGCCUGCCCAGUCCAACAGCUAGGCGGCUAUGGCGCGCUUGAGGUGCAUCAGAUUGACUCUGUAAACGCAAACUUCGUUUCUGUGAUGUUUCAGAGGGCCAACAGGGUUGUACUAGUCUCACUGUGUCUUCGACAUUAUUCUGCAACCACGUUUGUGUUAAGGCUACACUUCAGAGAGGCACCAAAACAAUUUUGACUCAUAAAAUAUUGUUUCGAAACUUUAGAUUCGUUAGUUUAGCGAUAACUUGUUGAUUACCAGGAGAGAAAUUUAUGUUGGUGGAAAUUAUAUUAGAUUUGUUCUUUUAAUUUUGCGCCGGAAUCCCGGCACCAGUGUACGCCAUAGUGUCGUCAUGAACGUCGAAGUAGCUAUACCGUUCUUGCGUAGGAAAAGCUCUAGAAGCUUGCAAUGGUAAGUGUUUUGUUGCUCUAUAACACAGUGUAUUCCAUCUUUCCCGAGUAAGCAGUUUGCUAGGCCGGAGCAGGUGCGGUCCAAAUACACGAACACCGAAGUGGCGUUGCCACCAGCCUUUCGUUUUCGCGUCUUUUCUGACUUAAGAUUUAUUUUUCUCACGGAAGGAGAGGUUCUAUUUAGCUAUUUGUAGAAGUGUAAUUUACUUUUAAAGCUCAAGUUAACCUUCUCUUCAGUGUCCUUUUAAAGAAGACCAACUGCUUCAAAAAUAUAUUAAUAAAUACUGUGUCCAAAAGAUCA
Molecule: messenger RNA, 1119 nt
Organism: Dermacentor albipictus
Lineage: Eukaryota; Metazoa; Arthropoda; Arachnida; Ixodida; Ixodidae
Source: RefSeq, a predicted model, not a curated record